Molecule: messenger RNA, 1442 nt
Organism: Myripristis murdjan (pinecone soldierfish)
Lineage: Eukaryota; Metazoa; Chordata; Actinopteri; Holocentriformes; Holocentridae
Gene: guca1aa
Product: guanylate cyclase activator 1Aa
Exons: 4
Coding region: 1-570 (189 amino acids)
Molecular function (GO): calcium ion binding
Source: RefSeq, a predicted model, not a curated record
AUGGGUAAUGCUUCAGGAAGCACCGUGGACGACCUGCAGGCGGUGGAGAUGCACCUCUGGUACAAGAAGUUCAUGACAGAGUGCCCCUCCGGCCAGCUCACCUUGCACGAGUUCAAGCAGUUCUUCGGCCUGCGAGGUUUGGACCAGGAGGCCAACGCCUACAUAGAGCAGAUGUUCCGGACCUUCGACAUGAACAAGGAUGGCUACAUAGACUUCAUGGAGUAUGUGGCUGCCCUGAGCCUGGUGAUGCGAGGAAAGAUGGAGCAUAAGCUGCGCUGGUAUUUCAAGCUUUAUGAUGUGGACGGCAAUGGCUGCAUUGACCGACAUGAGCUCCUCAACAUCAUAAAGGCCAUCCGUGCAAUCAACGGCAAUGAAAAUCAGGAGACAUCAGCCGAGGACUUCACCAACCGUGUGUUUGACAGGAUUGAUAUAAACGGAGAUGGGGAGCUGUCUUUGGAGGAGUUUGUGGCUGGUGCACGAAGUGAUGAGGAUUUCAUGGAGGUGAUGAUGAAAAGUCUGGACCUUUCCCACAUAGUGGCCAUGAUCCACAACCGGAGGCACAGCGUCUAGGAUCUGUCCCUUCAGACUACCUCAUCCUAUUUAUAACUUUAAUUACUUCUCAUCUGGUAACAGGUUGAAUCCAGUAACUUGGUGACAGUUAAACACUGAGAUGACCUCUUGAAUGUCUAAAAACAAAUUGACACACACAUGCACUUUAAAGGCAUUGGUAUGAGUCUGCCAAACUUUGUGCGCGGGCUCUUGUCCUUGUCUACCAAACGUAAGCUCUUCAAGGCCACCUUGAUGUGAGAGAUGAUCUCUCAGACCGCCCUCUCAGUCUGAGCCACCGUCGGGUCACAGCCACGAUGGUGGCGGAUAAAGAAGGGAGUGGCAGCUACAUCUACUAAACUGUGCUUUCCACAUACUUUUCUCUUUUCUGAGUCCCUCAAUGCUCUUUUGAGCAGUUUUUGCCAGUGGGAUCGAUAGGGGAAAGCUAUGGCUCUUCACUGUGUUUAAGAAUAUACUAAUUUGAUUAAGAUCAUGGGUCUAAUAAUAAUGGAACAAGUGUAUUUCUAUUUGAGUGUUUAAGACUCACUCACGGACCAAAUACUCCUGUAUUCCAUAAAACUCCAAGUUGCUGAGGAAAGGCAAAUAGUGAGUAUUAUUAUGUCAGAUAAAAUUAACUAGUUUCAUUUUAUAUAACAUAAUUAUAUGUACAUAUUUAUAUAAAAAAUAUAUAUUGAUAUAUGUUAUAUAUAUUGAAAUUUUUAUUGGUUGUCUUUCAUAAUUGAAAAGCCUAACCAGGGACAGAGGUCGCAAAUUUGCCAAGGCUGGAAACCUUGUAUGCGAUACAUCUGUUGAAUGUUUUUAACCUAUAACAAUGUCUCUGUGCAUUGUCUCUAAUGAAUACAUAAACAAGGAAAUAAAUAAAUAAAUAAGUAGUA